AGAAUCCAUCCGCGAGAGUGUGAAUUGAUGCGAUUCGGUUGUUUUCCAAAGAUCGCACGAAAGAUCCAAAUUGUAAACAAAAUAAUCAUUCCGAAAGAAGAUUAUUUCGUGCAUUGUUAGAAAAAGAAUAGCUUAUAGGUAUUUAAAAUGGAAAAGAUAAAUCUCAAUCUAUCCAACCGACCGAAGCUGAGUAUUCUCGACAAACCGCUGAGUCGAGGCAAGGGGGAAGUAUCGCUGAGCUGCUAUGCGUUACUGUUCUCGGAAGUCGUGCAAUACUCCCAAACUCGGGUCAACACCAUCCCGGAUUUACAAAACAAGUUACAUGAUUUGGGUAAAGAUGUAGGCUGUCGAAUCAUUGAUCUCUACUUUGUUCGAGAACGAAAUUCCAAACGAGAAACCAAACUUAUCAACAUGUUGCUUUUCAUCAAAACAACACUUUGGAAGACUCUCUUUGGCAAGGAAGCGGACAAACUGGAGCACGCUACCGAUGACGAAUGCACAUACUACAUCAUCGAGAAGGAACCGUUAGUGAAUAAGUUCAUCAGCGUGCCAAAAGAUAAGGGUUCGCUAAAUUGUGCUGUUUUUGUGGCUGGAAUCAUCCAGGCCGUGCUUUCCAACUGCGGUUUCACAUGUCAGGUAUCCGCCCAUUGGCACAAAGGAACGACUUAUAUGGUCAAAUUCGAGGAUCACGUUAUCACCCGAGAUAAACAAUUGGAGGAGAAAUAAAAAAUUCAAACUGUUAUCGCUAAACAACUAAAAUUGGAGAACUUCAGCAAACGUUUAUUCAUCCGAAAGCUUUUCCCGUAGCCGGGUGAAUUAUGUUCAAAUGUUUAGAUAAAUUUGAAACGGCGAUCCUUGUACGCGACCUGUCCUGUGCGGUAUUGAUGUUCCCGUCCGUCCCGUUCAUUCUUCAUCAUCCAUGAGUAAACCACGAUCGGAAUCACCGUCAUCAACAUACCGAUCUUGAAAGUUUUCCCCGUUGGCUUGAAGUGCUCGAAGUGACUAACACGCAUGGCCUGGAAACGUGCGAUACCAGCAUCGAACUGAAACGAGAUAUUCAAGCCAGCGGAUUAGCGUUACGACGGAUUGUUUUGAUAUCUGCAGAGCUCUACACAUGAUGACAUAACAAGGGCCUUUUCGAAAAGGAAAACAAAAUACAUACCACUCCGGUGCUUUCACCGUGCAGAUGGGCAUGCGGAUUGGUCAUCGUGCGCCAGUACUCAUUGCGGAGGGCAGCACGGCGAGCCGCCUUUUCCUGCUGUAUCUGUUCCUGGGUCACCAUCGCGGAUUACGGAAUUAUUUCCGACACAGCGCUGCAAUCUUCAGACAAUACGCCGUAGCCGGACGUGAUUUGAUUUCGAUGUUGCUCAAA
This is a messenger RNA of Uranotaenia lowii, 1372 nucleotides long. RefSeq names its product trafficking protein particle complex subunit 5 (gene Trs31). The coding region runs from base 148 to 726 and encodes 192 amino acids. NCBI's taxonomy places the organism in Eukaryota, Metazoa, Arthropoda, Insecta, Diptera, Culicidae. Gene Ontology annotation, biological process: endoplasmic reticulum to Golgi vesicle-mediated transport. The transcript has 4 exons. Gene Ontology annotation, cellular component: TRAPPI protein complex; TRAPPIII protein complex; TRAPPII protein complex. The record is from RefSeq and is a predicted model, not a curated record.